AUGAUGAAGCUCCAAGGAGGACUUCUCCAAUGGAGUCGUAGCAGCUUAAUACCGUCGAUUAACAUGACAAUUAGGUCGACCCAUCUCUCUAUCUCCGCCUGUGUCGUCGAGCAGAACCACCAGCUCACGGCGAAGGAUAGGCGGCAGCUCCGAAACGAACGGCGAGAGAGCAAAUCGGGGUAUAGUUGGCGAGAAGAAGUCGAGGAACGUCUGAUUAAGAAACCGAAGAAACGUUAUGCUUCGUGGACAGAGGAGCUGAAUCUGGAUACUUUGGCUGAGUCGGGUCGACAAUGGUGGGUGGUUAGGGUUUCGAGGCUUCGUGGUCAGGAGACUGCUCAAGUCUUAGCUCGAGCUUUGGCUCGUAAGUUCCCUGAAAUGGACUUCACGGUUUAUGCUCCAGCUGUUCAGGUGAAGAGAAAGCUAAAGAACGGUACUUUAUCUGUGAAACCGAAACCUGUGUUCCCGGGUUGCAUUUUCGUCAGAUGUAUAUUGAACAAAGAGGUACAUGACUUCAUAAGAGAAAUUGAUGGAGUUGGAGGUUUCAUAGGUUCAAAAGUUGGAAACACCAAGAGACAGAUUAAUAAACCGAGACCAGUAGACGAUAGUGAUUUGGAAGCCAUUUUCAAACAAGCAAAAGAAGAACAAGAGAAAGCAGACAAUGAGUUUGAGGAGUUACAACGAGCUGAAGAAGAAGCGAGUUUAGCCUCACAGAAACUUCUCUCAUCUAAUUCAGAUGUUAUCGAGACCGUAGAAUCUCUUGCAGAAACUAAACCGAAAAGAACCCCGAGAAAAGCUACUCUUACUACUAAAACAAAGGAUCCAAAGGCAAAGAACAAGAAACUUGCAGCUGGUUCUACCGUUCGAGUUGUAUCAGGAACAUUCGCGGAAUUCGUAGGCAACCUAAAGAAACUGAACCGCAAAACCGCAAAGGCAACAGUCGGAUUUACUUUGUUUGGGAAGGAGACUCUUGUGGAAAUUGACAUCAAUGAACUUGUUCCUGAGAUUCAAUCUUAA
Messenger RNA from Arabis nemorensis, 1014 nucleotides. The record is from the annotation of a GenBank genome assembly. NCBI's taxonomy places the organism in Eukaryota, Viridiplantae, Streptophyta, Magnoliopsida, Brassicales, Brassicaceae.